AUGGCAUCUAGCACGGGCUUCGUUCUGACUUUGGCCAUCGCUCUGCUCUUCACGAGCACCACCCUGAGCUCAGCAGCCCGUCACUUGCUAGAUACAAGCCCUCCAGCAGCUCCAGCGGUGCCUACUCUGCCCACAGCUCUGCCACCACUGCCAUCGAUGCCGACGCUCCCCAAGCUGGCAGGGGCUCCCCUGCCUUCGAUCCCAACGACCCUGCCUCAACCCACCCUUCCUACCUUGCCGACUGCCCAGCCUCCCCUGCCUUCCAUCCCAACUACCUUGCCACAGCCCACCCUUCCUACCCUGCCCACCGCCCAGCCGACUCUGCCCAAACCCACACCACUUCCACCACUCCCGAACCUGCCGAAUACCAUGCCCACCAUCCCAAAGGUCACUCUUCCGCCACUCCCAACUAUGCCAUCUAUUCCAACCACCAUCCCAUCCAUCCCUUUCCUUUCUCCACCACCCGCAACCACCAGCCCUUGA
Molecule: messenger RNA, 483 nt
Organism: Punica granatum (pomegranate)
Lineage: Eukaryota; Viridiplantae; Streptophyta; Magnoliopsida; Myrtales; Lythraceae
Source: RefSeq, a predicted model, not a curated record